AUGUCGGAACGGGUUUUGAGACGAACGACGUUUAGUGGAAGGCUUUUGCGAGCCACCUCUGAUGAAAUCGAAGAAGGUAAUCGCUAUAUAUGGAAGGGUUUGGGAAGUAUGGUGUUAGAUAUUGCUAUUGUGUUGACGGUGACGUGCUCAUUAUUCCUUUGGUUUUCAGGAAAAGGAAUAACGCCAUAUGAGCGACCUCUACCAUGUGCUGACGAGUCUAUUCGCAAUCCGUUUAAGGAAAACACGGUUGGAAUAAAGCAUCUCCUCGCGGUUUCACUAGCCUCCCCCUUUUUUAUAAUUGGUUUAGUGGAGGCUAUUAUUUAUUACAACUCAAAGGGUUCGAACCGUUUUCAAAAGUUCUUUGCUACAACUACUAUUAUUUACUUGAAGUACCUUUUGGUCUAUGCAGGUUGCACAUUUAUGAUGGAAUUUUUGAAAUGCUAUGUUGGGAGAUUGCGGCCGCAUUUCGUCUCGGUUUGUCGACCAGACUGGUCUAGAGUUGAUUGUAGUAAUCCAAACUCUUUUAUCGAACCUAAAGAUUUGAUUUGCACGAAUCCGGAAACGCGUCGCAUUCGUACUGCUCGAACAUCUUUUCCAUCUGGGCACACUGCUGCUGCAUUCCACGUUUUCUUUUUCCUUUACAUUUAUUUACAAAGAAUCGCUAAAACCGUCAAUCUACCACAUGUAACAUUGGUUCGAAAUGUGUUCAUUCCCAUUUAUGGUAUUUGGGCAGUUUUUACCGCAGUUACCAGAGUGACCGACUAUUGGCACUUUCCCACCGACGUGCUUGGUGGAUUCAUCCUAGCAAUUGUUUUUGUAGCUCCCGCUUUUUUCAAAUCUUGGACAAGUAUGCCACUUCCAAAAUUUGAGUUGCUUAACAUAACUGAUAAUGCUGAGGGAUGGGGGCCACCACCGUCAACGACUUCGGACAACGAAGUGUUCCAACAGUUCAACAAAGGGGACCGUAUUGGACGAGUGGCGGAUUGGCUAGGAGUUGACCGCAUGUAUCGUCGGGGUAACGAUCGCUAUAAUGAGCGUGUAUACGGAUCAGCUGCUACUGCGGGAAGCCAAUUCGAUUAUGUUCACGGAUUGGAUGAAAAGAGCUUCCAAAUGGUGGAUAGCUCAAGACCAAUUCAGCGUAAUGCUCCACGCAACUUCCGUACGCGUCAAAUACAAUUACGAAAGCUAAUGCAAAAAGAACUUGAAAAACGCGAGUUCGCAAGCCAGACCCAAAACUUGCGUAUGAAGAGAAGUAUUGCCAAAGAGCAACAAAAGGCUUUCAAAAUGUGGCAACGACGUGGAGGAAAUGCUCGACAAGGUCAUCGUAAUGGGCGCCUUGGAGGCGAUCGUCCAAAAGAACGUCUUCCAUCUGUACAAGUUCGCUCCGAAUGGACUGUCUUAGAGGAAAUGAAUCUUUCCGCAUUCUCGAAACUUGCUCUUCCUAGUGUCAACCCUGGAGAGGACAUUGGUGACCAUCAAUAUGGAAUACUGCAAUACUUUGAUAAAGCAGUUGAUCGCGCCACUGUGAAGAACGCAAUUCCGCUACAGCGAUGCGCUGGGGUCUACUAUCAUGAAACCACAACUGAGGAUGCGGUUAUCCAGGAGCUUGCACAAACUGGUGUUGGAAACGUAUUUGGAACAGAUAUAAUCUUGGCAACAUUGAUGACCGCUCCAAGGUCGGUUUACUCGUGGGACAUUGUUGCCUACCGAGUUGGAGACAAGCUCUUCUUCGACAAGAGAAACACCAGAGAUAUUUUGAAUCCUGUUGAGACUUUGACUGUGUCGGAGACCAGCACCGACCCACCACCAUUCGAUGGGGCUGGAAUCAACAAUGGAAAAGAUCUCGCCACUGAAGCAUUCUACAUUAAUCAGAAUUUCCGCCGUCAAAUUGUCAAGCGAAACGAAGAAGGCUACAAGAUGGCUCACCCAGAGCCACCUUUCGAUGAUGAGGAGGCCGGAGAUAAUGGAACUGGUUACAGAUAUCGAAAAUGGAAUCUUGGAACUGGUGUUGAUGGAAAGCCAGUCGAACUCGUUGUAAGAACGGAGCUUGAUGCUGUCAUGAUGGGACCAAAAAACAAUGUUCAGUUCAUGACAAUCAAAGCGUUCAAUGAAUGGGAUAGUUCGCUUUCAGGAGGAGUUGACUGGAGAACCAAGCUAGAUGUUCAAAAGGGAGCUGUGUUAGCUACUGAAAUCAAAAACAACAGUGCUAAGGUGGCCAAGUGGACUCUGCAGGCUUUGUUAGCUGGUGCGGACAUUAUGAAACUUGGCUAUGUUUCGCGAGCCAACUUCCGUUCGACUCAAAAUCACGUAAUCUUGGGUUCACAAUAUGUCAAGCCGAUGGAAUUCGCUAACAACAUUUCACUCAGUAUGGAUAAUUGCUGGGGAAUUCUUCGCUGUGUUAUUGAUAGCUGUAUGAAACAAAAACCGGGCAAGUAUUUGCUGAUGAAAGAUCCACAGGCUCCAAUUAUUCGUCUUUAUGCGCUCCCUGAUGGUACUUUCGAGAGUGAGCAUGACGAAUCUGAGGAGGAAUCUUCUGACGAAGACCAGUAA
Molecule: messenger RNA, 2550 nt
Organism: Caenorhabditis bovis
Lineage: Eukaryota; Metazoa; Nematoda; Chromadorea; Rhabditida; Rhabditidae
Source: the annotation of a GenBank genome assembly